UGCAGGCGGGUUCACGUGUUCCGGCGUUUGCGGGGCUCGGCUCUGGCUGGUCAUGGAGGAGGCGGCAGCCGUGCCGCAGAAGCGUUUCUACCGGCAGCGUGCGCACUCUAACCCGCUGGCGGAUCACACCUUACUGUAUCCUGCCAAGCCUGAGGAAAUGGACUGGUCUGCACUGUACCCAGAGUUCUUUGCUCCUUUAACCAAUGAUAGUUGGCACGAUGAUCCAAAGGACAUUGAAGAAAAAACCAAACCUGGAUUUCAAGUGGAGUUUGCUGAUAUUGGCUGCGGAUAUGGAGGACUGCUUGUGGCCCUGGCCCCCCUGUUCCCAAACACACUAAUGCUGGGCCUGGAGCUCCGUGUGAAGGUCUCAGAUUAUGUUUGUGACCGAAUCCAGUCACUCAGAGCCGCUCACCCUGGGCAGUUCCAGAAUAUUGCCUGCGUUCGCAGCAAUGCUAUGAAGCAUCUGCCCAACUUCUUCCGCAAGGGACAGCUCCUCAAAAUGUUCUUCCUCUUCCCUGAUCCUCAUUUCAAGAAGACAAAACACAAGUGGCGGAUUAUCAGUUCCACUUUGCUGGCAGAAUAUGCCUACAUUUUGCGUGAGCAGGCCCUAGUAUAUACCAUCACAGAUGUGGAAGAGGUGCACACGUGGAUGGUAAAGCAUUUUCAAGAACAUCCCCUUUUUGAGGAAGUGCCAUUAAAAGAAUUGGCAGCUGACCCCAUUGUAAGCCUCCUAGGAACCUCAACUGAGGAAGGGAAGAAGGUUCAGAGGAAUGGAGGCAAGAUCUUCCCAGCUGUCUUCCGCCGUAUCAGGGACAGAGCACAGGAACAGGAAAUGGCAAGAACAUGAUUGGGAAUUUCCUGUGCCCUUGUGGGCAUUCAUAUCUGCAGCGAGGAGACUGUUUGGAGAAAGUGUGGGAUUGGAUGCUUCUGGCUGCCCUAGAGUUGACCUUUCAUAAGUAGAGGUAGACAAUCCUUUCUGGUGAAACAAUCCACUGUUGCAUCAGGGCUUUUUUUGGCUCACAUGGUUGCUUCUUAACUUCGCCCAUAGAAAGAGCUGACUACAUUUUCCUAACCUUUUUGAUGACAAUAUAAAGGUCAGAAGUGCACAGCUGGACCAAGAGUUAAGAAAGGAGUUAAGUCUUGUAAGCCAUAGUUUCAUUUGUCACUUUAUUAUUUUUUUUAAUAAUAAACUUGGAAGGUUUCAUUAAAAUAAAUAAAUUGGUUUGACAGCUUGAGU
This is a messenger RNA of Candoia aspera, 1237 nucleotides long. It is a transcript of the gene METTL1, whose product is annotated as methyltransferase 1, tRNA methylguanosine. The transcript is spliced from 6 exons. Gene Ontology annotation, cellular component: tRNA methyltransferase complex. Bases 53 to 847 code for a protein of 264 amino acids. Gene Ontology annotation, biological process: RNA (guanine-N7)-methylation; tRNA methylation. The record is from RefSeq and is a predicted model, not a curated record. Gene Ontology annotation, molecular function: tRNA (guanine(46)-N7)-methyltransferase activity. NCBI's taxonomy places the organism in Eukaryota, Metazoa, Chordata, Lepidosauria, Squamata, Candoiidae.